Messenger RNA from Pollicipes pollicipes, 2115 nucleotides. Its product is annotated as zinc finger protein 462-like. Gene Ontology annotation, cellular component: nucleus. Lineage: Eukaryota; Metazoa; Arthropoda; Thecostraca; Pollicipedomorpha; Pollicipedidae. Gene Ontology annotation, biological process: positive regulation of transcription by RNA polymerase II. The coding region runs from base 1 to 2115 and encodes 704 amino acids. The record is from RefSeq and is a predicted model, not a curated record. The transcript is spliced from 5 exons.
AUGCUCAAGUACCACAUCCAGGCGCUGCACGGGCAGAUGAUCACGUACCCGUGUCCGCACUGCAAAGACCUGUACAUGAUCCCGGACAAGCUGAGCGCGCAUCUGCGCCUGCACGGGCCGCGCCUCUACAAGUGCAAGUACUGCAUCUACAACCACUACCAGCGUAGCCUGGUGACACGUCACGUGCGCGACAAGCACCCCAUGCUGCCGCUAGUGGACGUGGUGGUGCGCGAGCCGGACGACGACGAGGCGUCGCGGCCGCUCUUCAAGCCGUGGCGCUGCGGGCUCUGCAAAUACCAGGCGCUCUCGCAGCCGGAGGUGGUGGAGCACGCAGCCAGCGUGCACGACCUGCGCAGCCAGUUCAAGUGCGGCCUGUGCAGCGUACGCAGCUCGGUGCGCUCCGCCUUGGACCUGCACUUCGCUGCCAAGCACCCGAGCGAGGCGGUGAACGUGUUCGCCAUCUACUACCGGCUGGACGAGGUGGACGCCGAGGCAGCCGUCAAGGUGGAGCACUGCCAGCCGAUCUGGACGCGCCACAACCCGCGCCGCAUCCGUCAUGUGCGUGGCAUCCUCAUCGAGGAAGUGAAGGACGAACAGGAAGAGGAGAGGGAGGAGACUGAGGAGACGAAGGAGGGAAAGGAGACUGAGAAGGUGAAGGAGUCGAAGGAGUCGCCGGCCGCCGGUUGCGUGAAGGCCGAGGGGGCGCCGCACGCCGCCACCGAGGACGAGUUCCUCUCGCUGUACGAGACCAAGUCGUGCGAGCUCGGACCCACGGGCGAUGCCGAGGGAAAGCAGUUCGUGUGUCCGAAGUGCACCAAGUACAAGACGAAGCGGAAGAUGGACUUCGCCAGGCACCUCCACAAGGAGCUAGGGUAUAAUCGCUUCGUGUGCGGAAACUGCGGCCACAUGAACACGAACCUGCCCAACAUGAAGCGGCACCAUGAGAUGGCGCACAAGACGGCGCGCCUGCCCGAGGCGAUCGUGCCACUGACGCCCGACUCGGCCAUAGAGCAGUGGAUUCAGUCGGUGUUGGACCACCAGGAGCAUCAGAUCGAAGGCACUGCUCCGAGCGACCAGCCGACAGAAGAGCCCAAGCUGGAGGCCAAGUCGGAGCCGGAGUCCAAGGCGGAGUCCAAGCUGGAGCCCAAGCCGGAGCCGGGGUCGGUGUCCGCCAGCCCGGCCGACACGUCCAAGACGCAGCCGGUGUACAAGUGCUCGUACUGCUCGGAGCGGGGCACCAUCCCCGUGCUGCGUGGGCACUGGAAGACGCUGCACAGCCACCUGCGCUUCAAGGUGAUACGCCAGGCGCGCCGCUACGUCUGCAAUCACUGUGACUUCCAGUCGGCAAAGAUGCCCGGCAUCCGGGCGCACAUGGCGUCGCGACACCCGGACCAGCCGGCCACCGACUUCCAGACGCGCACGCACGACCGCGAGACGCGCUUCAAGUGCGGCUGGUGCCGCGAGCGCUUCCUGACGCGCGACAAGGCCACCAGCCACCACCAGGUGUUCCAUUCGCACCUGGAGCUGAAGCUAGACACGUACGCGGCGCGCGGUCUGCCGCAGGCGGUGGGCGCGGCGCAGGCGGAGACCACGGAACCGGCGGCCAGCGCCGAGCCGGCCGCGACUGGGGACAAGCCGGCCGCCGCCGCCGCCGCCGGCGAGUCGCCGCUGCCGUCGUCCUUCAAGUGUCCGCUGUGUCCGCACACGACGAGCCGCCUGACGUACGUGGACGCUCACAUGCUGGUACACUACAAACGCUACAAGUGCCAGCGGUGCGACUUCGCUGACGGUUCACGCAGGCUGGUGGUGCGCCAUCACGCGCGCAAGCACGCCGGCGAGCCCGAGCAGGUGACGCUGCUCGAGCACCUCGACCAGGAGUAUCAGAAGAUGAAGCGCGUGGUGCGUGGCAGGGACGGGCCGCGCGUCGGGUCGCCGGCGCCCUCCGACGCGACCACAGGCAGCCGCGGCACCAAGCGCUACUCGGAGGUGACGACGCACCUGACGCUGGGCGGCGCCAGCGCCAUGCGCGUGAACGUGCCGACGCUGGCACAGAUCGUCAAGCUCUACCCGCGUAUCGCCGUGGUCGAUCUGAGGAAGAAGAAGCUUCAGUUGUGA